Molecule: messenger RNA, 1275 nt
Organism: Zerene cesonia (dogface butterfly)
Lineage: Eukaryota; Metazoa; Arthropoda; Insecta; Lepidoptera; Pieridae
Product: lipase 3-like
Exons: 5
Coding region: 1-1275 (424 amino acids)
Biological process (GO): lipid metabolic process
Molecular function (GO): hydrolase activity, acting on ester bonds
Source: RefSeq, a predicted model, not a curated record
AUGUUCCGUUUAAUCGCACUGUCUCUUUGCAUUUUGACUGCGCACGCGCGUCAGUCACCAAAUGCUGAUCUGCUAGAGAAUUUGCUGAAAACCAGCGAUCUAGCUGAGAGAUAUUCUAAUAAUAUUAUAGAAGAUGCGUUUCUUGAUGCGGCUGGUCUAGCAAACAAGUAUGGGUAUCCGUUCGAAGAGCACCCUGUGGUUACAGAAGAUGGGUAUAUAUUGGGCUUACACCGAAUCCCACAUGGACGAGACGAACACAACGUCCCCGGACGCCGCCCUGCUGUGCUGGUCAUGCAUGGACUGUUUUCCUCAUCAGCAGACUUUAUUAUAAUGGGACCUGGUAGUGCUUUGGCAUACAUUCUGGCUGAAGCUGGUUACGAUGUAUGGCUAGGUAAUGCUCGUGGGACAUAUUAUUCUCGCAAACAUGCCUUCCUCGACCCCAAUGAUAAACGAGGCGUCUACUGGGACUUCUCCUGGGAUGAAAUAGGAAACAAAGAUAUACCAGCUAUGAUCGAUUACAUUCUGUCUGAGACGGGAAAUCCUGGUCUUCAUUACAUUGGUCUGUCACAGGGUACUACGUCGUUCUUUGUCAUGGGUUCCCUUCGACCUGAAUAUAAUUCGAAAAUUAUAACGAUGCAAGCGUUAGCACCAGUUGCGUAUCUAGCUCAUAAUCAGCAAAAAAUAUUUGGUUUUUUGGCAGAGCGAGGAAGUAUUUUUGAGACUCUUCUCGGCAUGCUUGGUUUAAAGGAAUUAUUGCCGAAUAAUUUAUUUAUGACCAUGUUGGGAAUUGUAUUUUGUAACGAUAAAUCUCCCUUCCAACCGCUUUGUAGCGGUAUGAUGUUCGCUAUUGCUGGAUAUAACCCGGAUCAGCAUAAUACUACCAUGCUGCCCGCCAAGAUCGGCCAUGUUCCAGCUGGAGCGUCUAUACGACAGUUAGUCCACUAUGGCCAGAGCAUUACAGAUAAAGACUUUAGAAGAUACGACCAUGGUGCUUUGAGAAAUCUUGUAGCAUACGGCACCUUAGUUCCGCCCAAAUACCGUCUCUCGCAAAUCACCGCUCCCGUAUAUUUGCAUUACUCGAUUAAUGAUCCGCUAGCUGAAGUGGAAGAUGUGCAAAGGUUGCAUAGAGAAUUAGGAGGUCCAGCGAAAAUGUUACAAGUCCCAGAUCCGACAUUUAGUCACGUAGACUUUAUGUGGGGCAUUGAUGCAAAAACAUUGGUGUUUGACAGACUUAUUGAUAUAAUGAGACUAUAUGACAAUGAUUUGUGGAAAUGA